Molecule: messenger RNA, 2109 nt
Organism: Sabethes cyaneus
Lineage: Eukaryota; Metazoa; Arthropoda; Insecta; Diptera; Culicidae
Exons: 2
Coding region: 1-2109 (702 amino acids)
Source: RefSeq, a predicted model, not a curated record
AUGGUGCCGGUUCGGAUAUUCAACGGGGACAAGAGCGUUACGAUAGUCGCGUUCCUAGAUGAAGGAUCGUCAUAUUCACUGGUCGACAGUUCGUUGGCUAGGAAGCUGCAAUGCAACGGUACUACUCAGCCGCUACGUAUCUCCUGGACCGCUGGGGUCUCUAGAUUGGAAAAAGAUUCACAGCGAUUACGGUUGACGAUCGCAGCGUGCGGUUCAAACGAAAAAUUCAUUUUGCGAGAUGUGUACACCGUGAACAACCUAAAGUUGCCAGCACAGUCCAUGAGUUUUGCUGACGUGGCCGGAAAAUAUCGACAUUUAGAAGGAUUACCUGUAGCCGAUUAUGCCCCGUCUCCACCGAUGCUUCUGAUUGGGCUCAAACACAUCGAAAUAUUCGCCCCGUUGGAAUCGCGCAUCGGUCAACCAGGCGAACCGAUUGCAGUCCGUUCCAAACUCGGUUGGUCGAUCUACGGGCCACAAGGGUCAAUCACCGGUGAAGGUUUUCUGGGACAACACUCGUGUGCCGGGUUGUCAAACGAAGAGUUGCACGAUCUUCUCAAGUCGCAGUACGCUCUCGAAGAAAAGGGAAUUUCGGUUGAGAUGCUGCCAGAAUCGGAGGAGGACAGAAGGGCACGAGACAUUUUGGAGGAAAGGACAGUUCGUGUCGGCGAAGGCUUUAUGACCGGAUUGCUUUUCAAAGAAGAAAACCCCACGUUUCCGGACAGUCUACCGAUGGCGUUGCGGCGCAUGAAGAGUUUGGAGAAAAAACUGUCAACGAACCCACAAUUGGAAGCGGCAGUAAAGCAACAAAUUGUGCAGUACCUGGAGAAGGGCUACUGUCAUAAAGCGACGAAGGAGGAGUUAAAUUCUGCUGAACCAGAAAAGUGUUGGUACUUGCCGCUGAACGUCGUCGUCAACCCAAAGAAAAAUAAAGUUCGCCUUGUAUGGGACGCGGCGGCGGAAGUAAACGGUGUGUCGCUUAACUCCAAAUUAAUGAAAGGACCGGACUACUUAACGUCGUUACCGUCCGUAAUAGUCAAAUGCCGGGAACAUCUCGUCGGGUUUGGAGGUGACAUCCGCGAGAUGUUUCACCAGCUUAAGAUCCGGCCGGAGGACAGGCAGGCCCAAAUGUUCGUGUACCAGAACGAAAUCUACGUGAUGGACUGUGCGAUAUUCGGCGCUAGCUGCUCUCCUAGCAUGGCGUUGUACGUAAAGGACAAAAAUGCUCGAGAUUUCGCCGACCAGUUCCCCGAAGCAUACGAAGCGAUCGUCCACAAACACUACGUGGACGAUUACUUUGAUAGCACUGACACCGUUGAAAAGGCAGUCCAGAGAGCGAGUGAGGUAAGAUUUGUGCAUUCUAAAGGGGGCUUCGAAAUCAAGAGUUGGGUAUCCAACUCCCCCAUUUUCCUGGAGCGCAUGGGGGAAACGGAAAACAAGGAGGCAAUUCACAUUGAUUCGGCCAACCCCGAACGAGUCUUGGGUAUAGUUUGGGACACAAGAGACGACGUUUUCACGUUCACAACGAAGAUGCGUGACUCGUUGUUACCGUAUUUAUACGACGAACAGGUGCCUACAAAGCGUGUAGUGCUUAGCUGCGUCAUGAGUCUUUUUGACCCUCUAGGACUACUGGCACCGUUCACCUCCUAUGCGAAGGCGCUGAUCCAAAUUCUGUGGCGAAUGGGCUGUGAGUGGGAUCAAGUCAUCGAAGGCGAAGCGCUCGAAAACUGGAAAUUGUGGACGGGUCACUUAGCUGAUGUUGAGGCGGUACAAAUUCCUCGGUACUACUUCGGCGAUGGACGCAAGCGAAAAGGCAUACGGAUGUGUAGGCUAUUUUCGCAUCCUGGCUGGUGGUAUCCCUCGGUGUGCGCUGGUACAGGCGAAAUCAAAGGUCGCUCCGAUCAAACAAGUGCCGAUCCCCGGAUGGAACUGAUGGCAGCCGUCUUGGGAUGUCGUCUGGCAGACACAAUCAAAGAGAAUCACAGCUUGACAGUAACGCAAGUUUUCUAUUGGACGGACUCCCGCACCGUGCAGUCAUGGAUUGUCUCCGACCAACGGAAAUAUAAGUCGUUCGUGGCAUUCCGGAUCGGCGAGAUCAUCAGCCGGUCAUAG